Molecule: messenger RNA, 1891 nt
Organism: Phyllopteryx taeniolatus (common seadragon)
Lineage: Eukaryota; Metazoa; Chordata; Actinopteri; Syngnathiformes; Syngnathidae
Gene: tor4aa
Product: torsin family 4, member Aa
Cellular component (GO): endoplasmic reticulum lumen; nuclear envelope
Molecular function (GO): ATP binding; ATP hydrolysis activity
Source: RefSeq, a predicted model, not a curated record
ACACACGAGCGCAGGAUGAAGGAGGUGGAGCCACCAGCAGGUCUCACACACACGAAAGUUGGUUGGCGCACACAAUGGAGUUUAGUCGUGCAGUCGUGCGAGCGCAAUAAACACAUCAGAGCAGGAAGUGGCCGGUCCCGUCAAGGCCAAGAGGCCAAAAGUUUGACGGGUCGCCAAAAGGUCAAGUCUCCCACCGACCAAUCAGAGAUGACGGACCGGGACAGCAGCUCGACGGCCUCCCACACGGAGGACGAGAUGGACGACGAGGAGCCCGGCGAGACCGAGGACGAGCCCGGCGCGGCUGCCAGCUUCGCCGACGUGUCGUCCACGCUGCGCGCCGUCAUCCGCAUCAAGCAAAAGUACCGGGCCCUGAAGAAACGGCGCCAGGAGAUGGCGCUGGUCAUGGAGGGCGUCCCGGGGGCCCCGGCCCGCGGCAGCCCGAAGAUUUUCACCUUUGACCCCGCCGCCGCGUCGGCGUCCAGCUCGCCGCAGCGGAAGAAGAGGAAGAGGAAGAGGAGGGUGCUCUACCCCAACAGGAGGCGCCGGAAAGCGCCCGGACAGGAACACAGCCCGGCCGAGUUUUGUCUCUACCUGCUCAGCGCCAUUCUCUUUGUACAGGUGUACAACGCCAUCGAGAACCUGGACGACCACGUGAUCCGCUACGACCUGGAAGGUCUGGAGAAGACGCUGCGCAGGGAGGUGUUUGGCCAGCAGGGGGCGGUGGAGGCACUCCUGUGGCACCUUAAGGAAUUCCUGACCACGUACGUGCACAACAGGCCCCUGGUGGUGUCCCUGCACGGGCCCAGCGGGGUGGGCAAAAGCCACCUGGGGCGGCUCCUGGCGGGACACUUCCGCUCGGUGGUGGGCGAGCCCCAGGUGCUUCAGUACUUCGUGCUGCACCACUGCCCCCCGGAGGCCGACGCCCCGCGCUGCGCCGAGCGACUGGUCUCGCUGGUCUCCGAGGCGGUCGAGCUCGGCGAGCGGGAGGAGAAGAUCCCGCUUUUCGUGUUGGACGAGGCCGAGCACAUGCACGCCGAGCUCCUCGACGCCCUGCUGGGCCUGGUGGGUUCCCCGACGGCCAACCAGUUCCUGAACGCCAUCUACGUGGUCCUCAGCGACCUGGGACACGAGCUCAUCACCAAGCACCUGCUGCACAACGUCUCCACGGCCACCAAUCACGCCCACCUGGCGCGGGACGUGACGCCCGUGCUGCGGCGCCACCUAGAGGGCCGCCACCCGCUUUGGGCCCAGGUGAACCUCGUACCUCUCGGCCUCCUGGAGAAAAGUCACGUGACGGAGUGUUUUUUGGACGAGAUGAGCCGAGAGGGAUUCUAUCCGGAUCGCGCCCACAUGGAGCAGCUGGCCGCAGAGAUCCGGUACUACCCCGCCGUGGGGGGAAGGGAGUAUUCUGUCAUGGGAUGCAAGCAAGUGGUGGCCAAAGUCAAUUUGCUAUGAAGGGGACAGGACGGGAUGGGGCAGGACAAACCAGGACAGGGGGGGCAAGAGGAUGGGAUCGGACGGGACAGGGUGGGAUCUGACAGGACAGAACAUGAUAGGGUGGAACAGGGCGGGACAGAGUAGAACAGGGUGGGAUAGGAUUGUAAGGGGACAGGACGGAAGAGGACAGAGCAGGGCUGAGCGGCACAGUACAGGGCGAGAUGGAACGGUGCUGGGAGAGGACGAGCACACCAGCAGCAUAUUGCCUACUUUCAUUAACCAUUGGGACUUGAAAUCAAAGUGAAGGACAACCAGGAAGUGAAUGAGCCUUUCCCGGAACGAGGCUACGACACUAUGCAACGUUGGCAGCUAGCUCAGCAACGAAGAAAACAACAACAACAAAAUCACUUCUGAUUUCGUAUGUUUACAUCCAAAGAAGUAACACAAUAGAAAU